AUGGUGCCCAAUUUGGCCAAGUCGCCUGCCUCCCUGGACGUGGUGUCACUGCGUUCCGUGGGGGCGGUCGUGGAUAACACUUCGCAUGUUGGCAAGGCUGCUCUUGAGCUGUACGGCAACCCACAGAUCUGUGACAUCUCCACAGGUCGCCCGCUCAACCUCUCAUCCACCAGCGGCCUGUUCAACGACUCCUGCAAGUGGACGUCCGCGCCCUUUUGCAGCAACCAGCUCUGCUUCUCCACGCAGUACAUCGACCGCCCCACCUUCCUCAACGCCUACCCCCCCUCCAACUGCGUCCCUGAGGGAGGGCCCUUGACAGGCCCGCUCUUUACCCCCACACGGGGGCCGGGGGCGUGUGUGUGUGUGGGCAGCAACCAGUUCUACGAGUUUGACCUGCUCUGCGCCAACAGCACCAUCCAGGCGUGGACUGACGACUACUCGCAGCUUGUCUCUCAGAAGUUGUCUGCAGGGUUUGCCAUGAAGCUCAAGAAGUGCAUCAAUCCGGAGCAGGUGAGAGAGGAAGAAAUGAGGCGCAUUUCUUUAGGGCAAAGGUGCAUUGGUCUGGCCCGGGGCGUGCAUCAGUUUUACGAGUUUGACCUGCUGUGCGCCAACAGCAGCAUCCGUGCGUGCGUGAACCGAUGA
Closterium sp. Yama58-4 is the source of this 642-nucleotide messenger RNA. The record is from the annotation of a GenBank genome assembly. Lineage: Eukaryota; Viridiplantae; Streptophyta; Zygnematophyceae; Desmidiales; Closteriaceae.